AGUCUGAGUCGCAAAUUGCUAAAUUCAUAUAAAAUUUUCAUUGCUUCGCUACGCUUUGAGUUCGCUGCCUGUCGCGCUUUUCCUUGGGCAAUUUCAAUAUUCGCUAACAAAGAAGCAACAAACAAACAUCAGCUAACAUUACUAAUACAUAGAAAAGGCAUUUGAGCGAUUACGAGCAGCUUGCACACAUACUAACAAAGCAAACUAAACGCUUUCCCAGAAUGUCUUCAAUCAUGACUGAGCAGUUGAUUGAAAUAUUGGAGAAGGCGCUUUCGACUGAUCAGCAUGAGCUGCUGGCGGCCAAGACUUUUCUGGAGCAGGCGGCCGAAAGCAAUUUGCUGGACUUUCUGGUGACAUUAUCGGAAAUACUUGUCGAUAGCUCACAUAGUGUGCUGGCUCGCAAUGUGGCUGGUCUGCAUUUGAAGAACCACCUGACGAGCAAUGACGAGAAGGUAAGCGAAAAGUAUCAAAAGCGCUGGGAUCAGUUUCCCGACAGCGCUCGUGAGAUUGUGAAGCGCAAUAUACUUGCCGCUUUGGGUACUGAGAAUUCGCGUCCCUCUUGUGCUGCCCAGUGCGUUGCCUAUGUGGCCGUCUUGGAGCUGCCCAUUGGUCGUUGGGACAAUCUGAUGCCGACAUUGGUGCAAAAGGUAGUGGAUGGAACUAGCGCAAUUCAACGCGAGGCGGCGCUGGAGACCAUUGGAUAUAUAUGCCAAGAUAUAGACGUCGGCGUGCUAGACAAUGAAUCCAAGGAGAUCCUUAACGCCAUCCUGCAUGGCAUGGGCGAGCAGGAGCAGUGUCCAAGGGUGCGCCUCACCGCCACCAAUGCGCUGCUGAAUUCGCUCGAGUUCAUCAACGCGAACUUUGAAAACCACGAGGAGCGCAACUUUAUUAUGCAGGCGCUCUGCGCGACUUCCCAGUCGACGGACAGCAAAUUAUGCGUCGUUGCUCUACAGUGUCUGGUGAAGAUUAUGUCGCUGUACUAUAAAUUCAUGGAGCCCUACAUGGAGCACGCGCUGUUUCCCGUCACUCUCAACGCUAUGACUGCAGCUGAUGACAGCGUCGCGCUGCAGGGCAUUGAGUUUUGGUCUACGGUGUGCGAUGUGGAGUUCAGACUAGCUGCCCAGGAGGAGGAGGAGGAGGAGGAGGAGGAGGAGGAGCGUGUCUCGCAGCAUUAUUGGCGUAGCGCGUGGCUCAUUGCCGUGCUGUUGACGAAGCUCAUCAAGCAGGAUGAGUGCGACGAUGCCAUGAACUGGAAUCCGGCCAAGGCGGCCGCAGUUUGCCUCAUGCUGAUGGCCAACUGCUGCGGCGAUGCCAUUGUGCCCACCAUCUUGCCAUUUGUGCAGCAGCACAUUGAGUCAGCGGAUUGGCGUUACCGCGAGGCUGCCGUCCUCAUAAUUGGCUCCGUGCUCGGCGGCCUGCAGUCGAGCACGCUGAAGAGUUUCGUGGAUCAGUGCAUGCCCAUGCUGAUCAUCCGCAUGAACGACUCGAGCGGCAUAGUGCGCGACACUAGCUACUGGACCAUUGGACGCAUCUGCGAAAUCAUUCCCGAGGCGGCAAUAAACCAAACCUAUCUGCCAGUGCUGCUCGAGUUCUUUUGCAAGAGUCUGAAGUCGGAGCCGCGUUUGGGCGCCAAUGUCUGCUGGGCAUUUGCUGGACUGGCGGGAGCGGCCUACAAGGGAGCGGCCACCACUGCGGGCGAGACUCCGGCUACGUAUGCGCUGACGCCAUACUUUGAGUUCAUCAUCCAGCAGCUGCUGGAGACCACGCAGCGCACAGACGCUGGUGCCCACAGCAAAUUGCUUAGCGUCGCUUACGAGGCGCUCAUGGACAUGAUACAGAGCUCGCCCGCCGACUGCUAUCAUGUGGUGCAGCACACCACGCUUGUCAUUCUGGAGCGGCUCAAUCAGGUCAUACAGCUGGAGCACCAGAUUAGCAGCCACAGCGAUCGCCAGCGGCUCAACGAAUUGCAGUCGCUGCUCUGUGCCGCGCUGCGCAGCGUGCUGCUCAAGCUGCGCAAGGAGGACGCAUCGCAAAUAUCGGAUGACGUCAUGUACGCGCUGCUCGCCCUGUUCAACUCCAGUGCUGGCCAUAAGGGCGGCGCUGGCGUGCUCGAGGAUAUUUUUAUGGCCAUCGCCACGCUAGUUGAUUUGCUUGGGGAGCGCUUCGGGCGCUACCUGUGCGCGCUCAAGGACUAUCUCGUUAUGGGCCUGAGGCAUCAUGAGCAGCAGCUGGUCUGCUCCGCCGCUGUGGGCCUAACUGGCGACAUUUGCAGACAGCUGAAGCAACUGGUCGUGCCAUACUGCGAUGAGCUGCUGUCCGUGCUGCUGGCCAAUCUGACUGAUCUUGAGCUAAGCCCCAGCAUCAAGCCGCAAAUUCUAACCACCUUUGGCGACAUGGCCUUUGGCAUUGGUUCCGACUUUCUCAGCUAUCUAGAUGUAGUUUUGGGGACGCUGCACAACGCUGCUGCCGAGGCGGACAGCUACGAUCCGGAGAACUAUGCCGUGGCCGAAUAUGUCGGUCAGCUGCGCAUGAGCGUGCUGGAUGCCUACACUGGCAUUAUUCAAGGCCUCAAGGGUGCGGAGUCCACGCCCAGUGCCGAUGUGCAAAAGCUGGAGCCGCAUCUAAUGCACAUUUUUGGCUUCAUCAAGCGCAUUGCGCGGCAGGACGAGAUUCCCGACUCGAUGCUAGCCAGCGUCGCGGGCAUUAUUGGCGACCUGUGCAUAGCGCUGGGACUGCGCUUGUAUCUCUACGUACAGGACGAUGACCUCAUUGCCCAACUGCUGGCCGCGGGCAAACGCUCCACUGUGCAACGCACCAAAAUUGUCUCCACUUGGGCGUUCAACCAGAUUGUGAAGCUGAGCCAGGAGAUGUCCUAGACUCAACUCAACUCGUUGCUUCAACAAAAACAAAAGUACUCAUGACUGGAAUCCACCGAAUCCACCAAUCCGAUUUACAAGUCGAUAACACAAUCCGAUUCUAUAUAUUAACACAAAAAGAAAAACACGCAAAGUGCACAAGAGAUUUGUUAGCCAAGUGAUGUGAAUGUGCCUAUUGAGCUAUUAACACUAAAAAUCGCUCAUUAGACAUUUAUACCAACACAUAUACACACAAUUAUUGUAAAUCUCACAUGCCAAAAUUGAAAAUGCGAAUGACUGAACUUUAUUUAAAAAUUAAUGCGCAUCGAUUGUGUGUGUGUGUAUGUUGUAAAUUUGAUUGUAUAAAGCCAUCAAGACUUCAAUGCUAGAGAAAAUUAAAUAUUUCAAGUAGCUAACUACUCCAUAAGUUCGCGGAAUCUGUGAUGAAUGAAUGAGUGGACUGGGAGUGGUAACUGAUGUGUGAUCUGGCUGUUUUGAAAGUGGGAAUUCUGGCUUUUCUUUCUGCCCUUGAUUAGCUUCAAAAUGAAAACGCUAAGCUUAAAAAAGAAA
Drosophila busckii is the source of this 3425-nucleotide messenger RNA. Its product is annotated as importin subunit beta. Gene Ontology annotation, biological process: protein import into nucleus. Gene Ontology annotation, molecular function: small GTPase binding; nuclear import signal receptor activity. Gene Ontology annotation, cellular component: nucleus; cytoplasm. Lineage: Eukaryota; Metazoa; Arthropoda; Insecta; Diptera; Drosophilidae. The record is from RefSeq and is a predicted model, not a curated record.